Molecule: messenger RNA, 2491 nt
Organism: Musa acuminata subsp. malaccensis (wild Malaysian banana)
Lineage: Eukaryota; Viridiplantae; Streptophyta; Magnoliopsida; Zingiberales; Musaceae
Product: DEAD-box ATP-dependent RNA helicase 52C-like
Cellular component (GO): nucleus
Molecular function (GO): RNA binding; RNA helicase activity; ATP binding
Source: RefSeq, a predicted model, not a curated record
UUCAAUCAUCGGCAGCGAGGGGUUCUGAAGUUUUUCCCCUUCGGGGAUGGUGUCCCUCCGCAUUCUCUGUCUGCCCUCCUCGCUCUCCGUUGGCAACAACAGAAGAACGAGCACGAUCUCUUCUCAGUUGCAGAGAAGAGCACAGUUAGUCCGUUGAUUCCUUGAUCAACUGACGGUGAUGGCAAUGUCGUUGACUGACGCCGCGGCGGAGCCGACCAUCCCGGAUCCGGCAGCACCUGCAACCCGCCACACCUACGUCCCUCGCUUUCUCAGGAACUCGUAUGAUCAAUUUGGGAACUCCUUUUCUUCUUGUCGAUUCGACAUUCCUCCUCAUCGUGCCCCCUCCUUCCUCCAAUCCUCCCCCCGCAUCCCUCCCAACCGCCGCGGCUCCAGUGACCGAGAAUCUGAUGGUCGAGCUUCUGGCCACCGCUCCCGCCGUGGUAAGGCUCGACGGGAGCGGAACCCCUUUGAAAUCGCCGACGAGUUCAUCGGCUUGGGGAUAUCGGAUAAUGACGCUUCUGGCGGCGGUGGCGAGGGGAUCAACUUCGACGCCUACGACGACAUACCCGUCGAGGUGAGCGGGCUUGAUGUGCCCCCGCCCGCUACAACCUUUGCGGGGAUCGAUCUGGAGGAGGCCCUGAACCAGAACAUUCAGCGCUGCCGAUUCGUGAAGCCUACUCCGGUCCAGCGACACGCUAUACCCAUACUGGUGGCCGGGCGCGAUCUGAUGGCCUGUGCCCAGACCGGGUCGGGGAAGACCGCUGCAUUUUGCUUCCCGAUCAUCAGCGGUGUAAUGAGAAACCGCCGGCAGUUCCCGACCAAGGGGCCCUCUGGCGGUGAUCGAACUACCUUGCCUCGUGCACUUAUCCUGUCCCCCACCAGGGAGUUGUCGUGCCAGAUUCUUGGGGAAUCAAAAAAGUUUGCCUAUCAAACAGGGGUCAGAGUUGUCGUGGCUUACGGAGGAACUCCCAUCGGUCAUCAGCUGCGUGAUCUCGAGAAAGGUGCUGAGAUUCUUGUUGCCACACCUGGCCGUUUACUGGAUUUGCUAGAGAGAGCAAAGGUUUCUCUUAAGGAGAUCAAAUAUUUGGCAUUAGAUGAAGCUGACAGGAUGCUGGAUAUGGGUUUUGAACCCCAGAUCCGCAAAAUAGUCCAGCAAAUGGACAUGCCGCCACCAGGCCUAAGGCAGACCAUGCUUUUCAGCGCAACCUUCCCACAGGAGAUACAGCGUUUAGCUUCAGACUUUUUAUCAAAUUAUGUUUUUCUGACUGUUGGAAGGAUCGGAUCUAGCACAGAUUUAAUUUCUCAGAGAGUUGAAUAUGUUCCUGAUGUGGAUAAAAGAGGUCGCCUGGUGGAUCUUCUUCAUGCACAGAGAGAAAAUGGAAUUCACAGCAAGCAAUUGUUGACACUAGUUUUUGUGGAAACCAAAAGAGCAGCUGAUUCCUUGGAGCGCUGGCUGUCUAAAACUGGGUUUCCUGCAACAUCUAUUCAUGGCGAUAAAACUCAGCCAGAAAGAGAGCGUGCUUUGAGAUCCUUUAAGAGCGGUGCAACUCCUGUCAUGGUGGCAACUGAUGUUGCGUCGCGCGGACUGGACGUCCCACAUGUUGCUCUUGUCAUCAAUUUUGAUCUGCCGAAAGACAUAGAUGACUAUGUUCACCGGAUUGGAAGGACAGGCCGAGCUGGAAAGACUGGUAAGGCUACUGCAUUCUUUAACGAGGGAAACCAGCGGCUGGCAAAGUCGCUUACCGAGUGCAUGGAGGAUGCUAACCAAGAGGUCCCGGACUGGCUUUAUAACCAUGUUGCUCGGCCAUCAUAUGGUGGCGGGAGGAGACGAGGGUCUAGUACCAGAAGGUUUGGUGGCCGUGACUUCAGGAAGGAUAUCGGCGGAGGAAGCCCUGCGGCUAACUCACACAGAGGAGGUAAUGUUAUAGCUGAUGUUAAUUAUGCGUCUGACGGCGGUUUUGAUCAUGAGCCAAUCAUUGGUGGCCGCGACUACAGGACAGGUACUGGGUGUGGAAAUCCUUCGGUUAAAUCAUAUGGAGGCAAUAUUGUAACCGAUGGCAAUGAUGCUUGGGAUGACCACCGUUUAGAUCAUGUUGCAAUCAGUGCCACUGUGGGAGGAACUCGCUCCGUUAGCUCAUAUGGAGGAGGUAAUGAUAUAACUGAUGGCAAUAAUGCGUUUGAGAACGACGGCUCUAAUUAUGGGUCAAUCAUUGCCAAUGGUUGGGUUUGAACUGUUGUGUUCUCUGACUAACACAGUAAUAGCUUGCUGACUCUAUCAUGGAAGCUUCUGAAAUUUAGUUCUUUUUCUUGGUUUUUCUUCUUUCGUUUAGGACCUCCUGGCUGGUGUCAGUAUAUUUUUGUUGAUUCAGUGGACAAUGUUAAGGUUUUUGGGAUGCAUUGGAGCUCUUGUUUUGCUCCCUGUAAGUCAAAACUGAAAUCAUUUUUGCAAUUUCCUAACUAUGGUGAUCAUAGUAUUUAUUUGGUUUACUUU